CCUUCGCUCUCGCCUCGGCAGCCCAGUGCCCGCACGGUCCCGCUCCGGCUCGCAGCUCAGCCCGGAGGGGUGCGGGGGUCCGGGCGGGGUCCCCCACCUCCGCGCCGCGCCCCUCACCCCUGGGUCCGGGCUGGCGGAGGCUCCUCCGUGCCACAGGGACGGGGGUCGGGAGGAGGAUGAGGAGGACCGGUAACGGCGAGGAGAAGCGCUGCGUGCUGCUUAACGCCACUUAGGAGCGGGGGGAGAUGGCCCCGCUGCUGUCCCUGUGGCUGGUGGCCCUGCUCGGCCUGGCCCGGGCGUGCCCCGAGCCCUGCGCUUGCGUGGACAAGUACGCACACCAGUUCGCCGACUGCGCCUACAAGGAUCUCCAGGUGGUGCCCACGGGGCUGCCCUCCAACGUGACCACCCUCAGCCUCUCGGCCAACAAGAUCACCUCGCUGCAGCAGCGUUCCUUUGUGGAGGUGACCCAGGUCACCUCCCUCUGGCUGGCACACAAUGAGAUCCGUUCCAUCGAGCCUGGUACCUUUGCCAUCCUGGUGCAGCUGAAAAACCUCGACAUCAGCCACAACCAGAUUGUGGAUUUCCCCUGGCAGGACCUCUACAACCUCAGUGCUCUCCAGCUGCUCAAGAUGAACAAUAACCACAUGGCUCUGGUGCCUCAGGGGGCCUUCCACACCCUGAAGGACCUCCGGUCCCUACGCAUCAACAACAACAAGUUCACCACCCUUGCAGAGGGUAUCUUCGACUCGCUUAGUUCCCUUUCCCACCUGCAGAUCUACAACAACCCCUUCGAGUGCUCCUGCAAGCUCCAGUGGUUGAAGAAGUGGAUGGACAGCACACUCAUCUCCAUCCCUGAGAAGGACUCCAUCACUUGUGCCCUCCCAGAGCAGCUCCGAGGAGUGCCGGUGGGGAAGAUCCCAGACGUGCAGUGCACCUCGCCUACUGUGCAGCUGACCUAUUACCCCAACCUGGACACCACAGAGCUCUUUGAUGGCUUCACCCUGACACUGCACUGUGCCGUGAUGGGCACCCCGCCACCUGAAGUGAGCUGGAAGAUCCGCACCUCCAGCCAAACCCUGGAGCUCAAUGGGAACCUGAAGGAGAGCGCUGGGAAGGACCUCCCCAAACAGGACCCUGAGCGCUUCUUGGUCUUCAAGAACGGCACAUUGAUGAUUCCCCACCUGAGCAAGCGGGAAGAAGGCACCUACACCUGCCUGGCCACCAAUGAAAUGGGGAGCAAUCAGACUUCGGUCAACGUGGCUGUGGCAGGCACCCAGAAAUACCCAAUGCAGCCUGGGAGGGAUGCACUGGGGGGCAAAGCACAGCCAGGUGACAAGAAGCCUGGGGCCAAGGGAGCAAAGAACAGUGUGCUCAUGCCAGAUGAGAGGAGCAAACCCCUCGGUCCCACCCGGCAGAGCCAUUCAUCCUCAGCAGCAGGGACAGAGUCCACAGGAAAUGGACAAGUCCCUUUCCAGCUUCCACCCUUUGAGAAGAAGUGUGGCUCCACACAAACCAGCAAGUACAUUUCCAACCACGCCUUUAACCAGAGCGGUGACUUCAAGCAGCACACAUUUGACCUGGGGGUGAUUGCUUUAGAUGUGUCAGAGCGCGACGCCCGAGUGCAGCUCACGCCCACCUACAUGCAGCCUGAGAAGGUCCACCUCAGGAUGCUCUACCUGUGCCAGGAGAGCAGCCAGGGCCACGCCUUGGUCCAGUGGUCCAAGAUCGAGGAAGGGGUGAACUCGUACUGGUUCCAGGGCUUGAGCCCCGGCACCAACUACUCUGUGUGUCUCACCUACCUGGGGGAGGACUGCCAGGUCCAAGUGGUCUUCACCACCAAAAAAGAGAUUCCCUCGCUCAUCAUCAUUGUGGUCGUAAGCAUCUUCUUGCUGGUGCUGGCCACCUUACCCCUGAUGGGGGCCACGUGGUGCCACCUCCUCUCCAAGUACCAGGGUAAGACCUACAAGCUCAUCAUGAAAGCCCAGAACCCCGACCAGAUGGAAAAGCACAUGGCCGCUGACUUCGACCCCCGUGCCUCCUACCUGGAGUCCGAGAAGAACUACAAUCCCAGCGAGGUGGGGGAAGCGGAUGUGGAGGAAGAAGAGGAAGAGGAGGAGGAAGGAGGCAGGUGGAGGAGGAGGAGAGAAACCGAAGGGGCUCCAGAGCUGGAGCAAGAGGAGAGCGUGGCGGCCAGCUCCAUGGUGGAGUCGCAAUCCAAAGUCAACGGCGAGGAGUUUGAAGUCCGCUCCGAGUACAGCGACAAGCUGCCGCUGGGCGCCGAGGCUGUCACCAUCUCCCAGGAGAUCAACGGCAACUACCGGCAGCGCCCGCGCUGAGCCUCCCCGCACCCCUCUGCCCCCCUCCCCGCUCCCCACCUCCCCCCGCCACCCCCCACCCCCCCCACCCCCGCCUCCCGGGGCACCGCCGCUGCUUUUCCUUAGAGGAAAGACCGCAACAUCCUCAGCGACUGCCCGCCUGACCUUCCUCCUCCUCCUCUUCCUCCUCCCUCAGGUGGCAGGUCCCCGGGGAAGGGACUUCGCCCCGAGGAUGCUUGGGGCGGGCGGAAUUUAUCUCCCAGAUUUCGUUUCCGUCUUGGGUACCGGCGGUGCCUGCAACCUGCUCGGCGACAGCACCACAACGACUCCCGGUCCCCCGCCCGCCUCGGCCCUCCGCUCACCCCCUAUUUUCUUUCUCCUUAAAGGAAAAAAACGAAAAAAAGAGAAAAAAUGGCUAAAAGAAAAAAGCCCGAUAUUCCAAAACCUCUUUUUUUUUUCCUGGAAACAAUUGAGUCCCCGGUGGGUCCCUGCGGCUACUCGGUCCGGUCCCGCCGCUCCCUCGGUCCCCGGUGAGUCCCCUCCGCUCCCCGAUCUGGCCCCGCCGAGCCCCGGUGCGAAGCUCGCCGCAGCCCGGUGCGGAACCUCUCGCUCCGCGCCGCGUCCCGGUGGGUCUCUGCCGCGCCUCGGUCCGCGCCCCGCCGCUCCCCGGGGGGUGCCUAUCGCGCUCCGGUGCAUCCCUAUUUUCCCGGUGGGUACCGCGGCCCCCCGGUCCCUGCCGCUCCUCGGCGGUGCUCUCCGUUCCCCGGUGGGUGCCGGGGCUGCCCGGUGCGCCACCCUCCCCGCUGCCCGGGGGCCGCCGGGCUGCCCGGUGCUCUCCCCUCUGCGCUCCCCGGUGCCCUCCCCGGUGCGCCGUUCAGCACCCGGCGGGGUUGGACAGCUCCGCGCCCCCCGCCCGCUCCCCGGGGUGGCGGGGGCGGCCCGACCCCCGCGGUCCCACCCCGACUCCCCCCCGGCCCGGCGGGGCCUCUAUGUGUGUUGGGUAGAGUAGCCUUGUAGCCAAGUGUCUGUGCCGUAGACGCGCCCGCGCUGCUGGCGGGCGGGCAGCCGGGGGUCCGGCCCCGAGAGGCGAGGGGUCGCCGCCGCCGCCGCCCCCCGCCUCCGGUUCCCGGGAGCCCCGGGGCCGGCGAGAGCCGCGGGCGCCUUUCUGCGAGCUUCUGUCUGUGAAAGAGUCAAUAAAAGGGAUUGAAAGUGGAGCCGGGUCUGUGCUUGAUGGGGGCGAGGGGGAGGUUGUACUCGGUGCCCCCCCCGGUGCCCCCGGGCUCUGCCCGGUACAGCCUGGCACAGCCGAGGGGACCCCGAGGAGACUGGGGUGCAGAGACACAUUGCCGCAGCUACCAGCAAAGCAUGCACACAGAGUCUAUAAAUAUACUUUUUUUCCCCUACCCAUACACCAUGCACCCCGUACUGUAUAUAUGUUAUAUUUCUGUAUUUCUGUAUAUCCAUAUUAUAUGUAAUUCACACACAUACUAUAUAUGUAGCUACACAUGCACACUAUAUAUACACAUCUAUGCUGUAUACACUCCUUUUAUAUAUACGCACACUCUACGUAUACACACAAAUAAUUGUUAUAUGCACUUUACUAUGCACACAUAUUUCAUAUGUACUCAGGUCUAUACCCAUGAUAUAAUUUUUUAUAAAUUCAGCAUAUGUAUGAAAAUACAAUAAACCAAAUAUGUUAUGUACUCUGUAGACACAUUCUCUGUAAACCAAAUAUAUUGAAAAAUACACACAGUGUUUUUCCCCUGGCACAUACACACACUCUACACACAUAGCAGUACUCAUACACUAUAUACAUACAUAUACAGUAAGAACACAUACAAUUUAUAUAAGCUCUGUGCACCUAUGUGCACACAAUAUAUAUGCUCAAUAUCUAUACAGAUACAUGCUAAAUACCCACACUACCCGUGUAUACACACGUUCUUUCUCCAUGCAUGCAUACGCCCAACGCUUGUCUCCUAUACACACCCUGUAUGUAUGUACAUAUGUACAUUCCUGGCUGGCUCUGUGCCAUCCCGCAGAGCUGUGUCGGGGGCAGGAUGGGGCUGCCUGGGUAGGGUUAGUGUCACCCUGGUCCCCAAGCACUCCCAGCCCCAAGACCAGGGGUGCUAAGAAGGUGCCCGGUGGAUUUUCACCCCCUCCCAGCCCGGCCGGGAGCACUCGUAUCUCACCCAGCUGAUGAUUUAAGCUCACAUUUACACAGUGAAGAUUUAAGGCUGCAUUUGAUUGCUUUUCUUAUCUGUAGCUUCAAAGCCACAUGCCUUCCUAGUGUCCCUGCAUGAGAGGCGUCGUCCCACUGUCAUGUGGGGACGGUCACCCACUCACCAACACCCAUGGGUGGCCCCUGAGGCCCCACUGAUGCCCCUCGCCCUUCCCAAACGCAGCCUCUGCAUCCCAGUAGAUCCUCCCCUUAAGCAAGCACUCGCUUCUCCAUCCUCCAGAGGAAGUCUUUCUAUUUUAAGUCUGGCCUCUGCAUCUUUCUCCUAUAGCAGGGAGCGUGGGGGAGACAGACAAAGCAGGCUGGCAAGCAAAGAGGCAGUGGGCAGGGGGUGCCCACCCAAAUCCCCCAAAUCCUGGGAAUCUGCAGCUGCUCCACAGCAGCCCAGGUGUUUGCUCUAGCUUUUAAAACCCCGUGCCAAGCAGAGACUUCCCCUUGUAGACAAAUCCCCCUCUGUGGAUACACUUAUAAUUGAGUUUCACGCUUAGAAACAUAUAAGGAAUAGAAAAAGAACAAUCAUCUCUGCCUCUGUUUAAUUAGAGAGUAAUAGAUUUCCCCGCCUAACAUAUCUAUAGGGAAUCUCGCUGUGAUGAGCUACCUACUGACACUGGAUUACGCCAAGAUUUGGUCCUUUUCGGGAGGGUGCUAAUUAGCACCCGGUGCCCAAAGGCACAAGAAGGGGUCAGGGAUGGAGCUUUGUACCCUCCCACCCCCUCCAUGUCCAGGGGGGGCUGGAAAGGGUUUCUCCUGGAAAGGGUUAAUGCAUCCCAGCACGAAGGCUCAGCCCCUCUUGAGGCAUUAACCCUUCUGCAGAGCCUGCUGCCAGCCCGGGGUUGUGUGGGACUUGCCACUCGUGAUGGUGACAAGCUCACGCCCACGCAGCCCGGGCUGUCACACACUUAGAGUGUCACUUAAACUGUGGGAAGGCGUCUGGCACCCUUUACCCAGGACAGCCUCAGAAUAAAGCAGCUUCAUCCCUUCCACCCCCAAAUUAUCUCUUAUCCCAAAUGAAAAAAACAAGGGAAAAGAUCAUCACUGUGUCCCCCACGGUAUGGUCACCGGCAGCACCACAGCCUGCACCCACUGCAGGAGUUGUGCCUCGGGGGGUCACAGAUGGAGUCUGGGGUCCCUGUAGACAUGGACAGAGCAGCCCCUUUGAUGGUCAAGACGUGCUUCACAGAACGGGGGACUGCUGGACUAUCCCCCUCCAGCCAGACAUCACCCUGCCCUGCUCCAGGGUGAUGGGCACUGCCGACAGCAACCCACGGGGGUCAGGAAGCAGCUCCCGUGCUGGCCCUGUCCGUGACAGCAUCACACCCAAGAGGGGCAGUAGCAGCUCCCAGAAGUGCCUUGCAAAGCACAUCCUGACCCCCACGGAGAAAAUCCACAGUCCACCAGGCAUGCCAGCACCUCCCACAGCUGCCACGCUGUGAAGCCGCCUGAUGAACACUCAAGAUUCAAAAUAAUCCCUUUCUCCCUUGCGUGGCACUAUUUUUAACCCCAGGCCUGUUCCCAGCCUGGCCUCAGCCAAUGCGGCAUGACAAGUGUGAAGACAAGGAGCUGGGUUGGGAUACAGGGAGGUGAACCUCUCCAGGGGAGCUCCAACCCCCACCCUGCCCCACCUUGGCAAGUUCAGGGCCUUUUCCAAGGAGGGUCUGGCUUGCUCUGGGUUGGAGGUCCUUGGCCCUCUGGUUUGGAGGUCCUUGCCCCUCUGCAGAGGGAUGGGGGGAAGCCCCAGUUUGCACAGUGGAUGAGCAUGGGAGGGCAGGGAGCAAGGACCCACUCACCAUUGCAGCCCUGGAUGUCCACCUCUUCCUGAGUGGUCCUGGAUGCCCACCUCUUCCUAGGUGGUCCUGGCGGGCCAGAGGACGGUGCCUGAAGGAUGAACGUUCCCUGAUGUACUUUUAAAAGCUUUUAUCAGCAGUUUAUUGCAGGGCAGAGCUGGCUCUGGGUGACCUCCCU
This is a messenger RNA of Falco peregrinus (peregrine falcon), 6513 nucleotides long. It is a transcript of the gene ISLR2, whose product is annotated as immunoglobulin superfamily containing leucine rich repeat 2. The transcript has 2 exons. The record is from RefSeq and is a predicted model, not a curated record. The coding region runs from base 246 to 2336 and encodes 696 amino acids. Gene Ontology annotation, molecular function: protein binding. Lineage: Eukaryota; Metazoa; Chordata; Aves; Falconiformes; Falconidae.